This is a messenger RNA of Nyctereutes procyonoides (raccoon dog), 1584 nucleotides long. RefSeq names its product WD repeat domain 45 (gene WDR45). The record is from RefSeq and is a predicted model, not a curated record. NCBI's taxonomy places the organism in Eukaryota, Metazoa, Chordata, Mammalia, Carnivora, Canidae. Gene Ontology annotation, biological process: nucleophagy; protein lipidation; autophagy of mitochondrion. The transcript has 11 exons. Bases 145 to 1230 code for a protein of 361 amino acids. Gene Ontology annotation, cellular component: phagophore assembly site membrane; cytosol; extrinsic component of membrane. Gene Ontology annotation, molecular function: protein binding; phosphatidylinositol-3-phosphate binding; phosphatidylinositol-3,5-bisphosphate binding.
CUCCCUCCCCCGGAAGUUAGACCUAAUGUAAACACCGGAGCCGGGCGUCUGGGCCCGGGAGGUCAGAAAACCGGGCCGCGGGCGGCACCGACAGCUGGGGUUGGGAUCGGGCACGCGUGGAGGUCAGGGAAGCAAUCCUGGACCAUGACUCAGCAGCCACUUCGAGGAGUGACCAGCCUCCGUUUCAACCAAGACCAAAGCUGCUUUUGCUGCGCCAUGGAGACAGGUGUGCGCAUCUACAAUGUGGAGCCGUUGAUGGAGAAGGGGCAUCUGGACCACGAGCAGGUGGGCAGCAUGGGUCUGGUGGAAAUGCUACACCGUUGCAACCUGCUGGCCCUGGUGGGUGGUGGUAGCAGCCCCAAGUUCUCAGAGAUCUCAGCAGUGCUGAUCUGGGACGAUGCCCGGGAGGGCAAGGACUCCAAGGACAAGCUGGUGCUGGAGUUCACCUUCACCAAGCCAGUGCUGGCUGUGCGCAUGCGCCAUGACAAAAUUGUGAUCGUGCUGAGGAACCGCAUCUAUGUGUACUCCUUCCCUGACAGUCCCCGAAAGCUGUUCGAGUUUGACACCCGGGACAACCCCAAGGGGCUUUGUGACCUCUGCCCCAGCCUGGAGAAACAGCUGCUGGUGUUCCCAGGACACAAGUGUGGGAGUCUGCAACUUGUGGACCUGGCGAGCACAAAGCCUGGCACUUCAUCUGCUCCGUUUACCAUCAACGCCCAUCAGAGUGACGUGGCCUGUGUGUCCCUGAACCAGCCAGGCACUGUAGUAGCUUCAGCCUCUCAGAAAGGCACCCUCAUUCGCCUUUUUGACACACAGUCCAAGGAGAAACUGGUGGAAUUGCGCCGAGGCACUGACCCUGCCACCCUCUACUGCAUCAACUUCAGCCACGAUUCCUCCUUCCUCUGCGCUUCCAGUGACAAGGGCACAGUCCAUAUCUUUGCUCUGAAGGAUACCCGCCUCAACCGUCGCUCCGCGCUGGCUCGUGUGGGCAAGGUGGGGCCUAUGAUUGGGCAGUACGUGGACUCUCAGUGGAGCCUGGCGAGCUUCACGGUGCCUGCUGAGUCAGCCUGCAUCUGCGCGUUCGGUCGCAAUACUUCCAAGAAUGUCAACUCUGUCAUCGCCAUCUGUGUGGAUGGGACCUUCCACAAAUAUGUCUUCACUCCUGAUGGAAACUGCAACAGAGAGGCUUUUGAUGUGUACCUUGACAUCUGUGAUGAUGAUGACUUUUAAGGACACUGUGGGUUGUGCAAGGGUCCUGCAGUGGCAGCAGAUUGCAAAGCCUUCAGGGGAUCAGGAGUGCUGUGGAAGCUACCAGCCCGCAAGCAUUAAUGGGGCAGGUGCCCACCUUCCAUUCGGCAGCACUAUGCCUAAACAGCUCACUUCCCCCAAGCACUUCUCGGUGACUGUGUGCCUGCAGGGCCAGGCCAGGGACCCAGGGAGGGAGCAGACCACCUGGGGCUCCCAGCCUGAAGAAGACUGCUAGGGACCCAGAGGGAGUGCCCUGAUUAAAUCUGUGGGGAUUAAAAAACCUUCCCAGAAAGAGACAUCUCUGAUGUGAAUGUGAAUAAAAGGCCCUUGAUAGUA